AUGGUAACUCAUCCUCUCCGUCGGUCUCUCUUUCCAUCGGAGCUUACUCGCUUGACCCAACAGCUCAGCAGAUCGUCAUCUUCGCCAUUUGCAGCUUUUUCUUCGUCUCCACGUCACCAGGCUAAACCCUCUAAGCCUCGCAGGCACAUUCGGCAGACUCCAGAGAGGAUAUUGGAUGCUCCUGACAUUGUCGAUGAUUUCUACUUGAACUUACUGGACUGGGGCAGCAGCAAUGUUGUAGCCAUUUCUCUAGCAAGCACAAUUUAUCUAUGGGAUGCUUCCUGUGGGUCACCUUCAGAGCUUGUUACCAUUGAUGAGGAACAUGGCCCUGUUACCAGCGUGAAAUGGGCUCCUGAUGGCCGCCAUCUCGCUAUUGGCUUGAACAACUCUGAAGUCCAAUUGUGGGAUGCAGCCUCCAAUAAACAGCUGCGAACUCUGAGAGGUGGACACAGAUGUCGGGUUGGAUCAUUGGCAUGGAACGACCACAUCCUGACCACAGGUGGAAUGGACAGCCUGAUUAUAAACAACGAUGUCCGAAUCCGUGACCACAUAGUUGGGACCUACAGGGGGCAUUCACAGGAAGUCUGUGGGCUGAAGUGGUCAGCUUCAGGACAGCGAUUAGCAAGUGGGGGAAAUGACGAUCUCAUCCACAUAUGGGACAGAAGAAGUUCCAUGGCUGCAACUCAUCAAUGGCUUCACAGGAUGGAGGAACACACUGCAGCAGUGAGGGCUCUGGCGUGGUGUCCAUUUCAAGCCAACUUGCUUGCCUCAGGUGGAGGUGGUGGUGACAUGAGCAUCAAGUUCUGGAACACCAUCACGGGGGCUCGAUUGAACUCAGUUGACACGGGUUCCCAGGUUUGCGGCCUGUUGUGGAACAAGAACGAGAGGGAGCUUCUCAGCUCUCAUGGGCUCACUGGCAACCAGCUGACUCUGUGGAAGUAUCCAUCCAUGGUGAGGACUGCUGAACUAACUGGGCAUACCUCCAGGGCGCUUUUCUUGGCUCAGAGUCCAGAUGGUUGCACUGUGGCAUCUGCUGCAGGGGAUGAAACCCUCAGGUUCUGGAAUGUGUUUGGCGAUCCGGCUGAAGCUGCUCAACUAAAACCUGCCCCAAAGAUAAAUUCUGAGCCCUUCUCUUGGGCAAAUCGAAUCAGGUAG
Molecule: messenger RNA, 1155 nt
Organism: Linum trigynum
Lineage: Eukaryota; Viridiplantae; Streptophyta; Magnoliopsida; Malpighiales; Linaceae
Source: the annotation of a GenBank genome assembly